Messenger RNA from Drosophila ficusphila, 822 nucleotides. It is a transcript of the gene Npc2b, whose product is annotated as ecdysteroid-regulated 16 kDa protein. The record is from RefSeq and is a predicted model, not a curated record. The coding region runs from base 133 to 612 and encodes 159 amino acids. The transcript is spliced from 3 exons. NCBI's taxonomy places the organism in Eukaryota, Metazoa, Arthropoda, Insecta, Diptera, Drosophilidae. Gene Ontology annotation, biological process: intracellular cholesterol transport. Gene Ontology annotation, molecular function: sterol binding.
UGAGAUCGGCGGUUCAUUUGCCGAUCGUCGUUCGUAGCUUGAGGUACUAGCUCCCGAGAGCUCCGCGAGAAAAUAUAGAAGCGAAGCACUCAAGUUGAUAGCAAUUGCCAGGAAAAUUGCCACAUCGCCAGAAUGAAGCUGAGCUCGGGACUGUUUUUGAUCUGCGCCGCUUUGCUCGGCUGCUCGUCGGCCACUGAUGUCAGUCCCUGCCCCAAAUCCAAAUCCAAGGCCUUGACUGCCGGCGACGUGUCCAUCUCGAACUGCCCGAAGAGCAAGUGCAUCCUGAAGCGCAACACGGAGGCGAGCAUCCAGAUGAAGCUGCGACCUGAGAGGGACUUCCAGGAGCUGACCUCGGACAUCCAGGGCAUCAUCCUGGACGUGCCGCUGCCCUUCCCCGGAUACUACGGCACCAGCGCCUGUCCGCACAUCUACGACGAGGCGGGGGAGAAGAAGGUGGGCUGCCCGCUGAAGGCCGGCCAGGUGUACACCUACAAGAACAGCUUCAAGAUCCUGCCGGUUUACCCCACCGUCAGCCUGGAGAUCCACUGGGGACUGGGCGACAAGCACGGAGAUGCCGCCUGCUUCCAGAUACCCGCCAAAAUCAAGGCCUAAACAGCUGCGAUGUUUGCACUCAAUGUUAGCUUUUAUUAGUGGUAAAUCUUAAGAUCGUAUCUGCAUAUGCUUAGUUAUGGAUUAAGUACGGUUAAGUGAACGAAAACGAAGCGGGCCAUUGUUGCGGCAUCCAGCCAGUGACGCAAAAUGGCCAGAGAGGAUUCCACUGAUCAGCUCAGUAAAUCUAAUAAUAAAAAACACCACAACAAA